Amblyraja radiata (thorny skate) is the source of this 1610-nucleotide messenger RNA. RefSeq names its product TATA-box binding protein associated factor 13 (gene taf13). Gene Ontology annotation, biological process: transcription by RNA polymerase II. The transcript has 4 exons. NCBI's taxonomy places the organism in Eukaryota, Metazoa, Chordata, Chondrichthyes, Rajiformes, Rajidae. The record is from RefSeq and is a predicted model, not a curated record. Bases 56 to 439 code for a protein of 127 amino acids. Gene Ontology annotation, molecular function: protein heterodimerization activity. Gene Ontology annotation, cellular component: transcription factor TFIID complex.
CGUCACGUGGGCCGCCUUUUCACGUGACCUCGAUGACGCUCCGUCGCUGAGGAAGAUGGCGGCGGCGGCGGAGGAGGACGACGAGGUGGCGUUUGAUGAUGAUGUGGAGGAGAGUGGAAGUGGCGCAGAGAGUGGACAUGGCAGAAGAAAAAGAUUAUUUUCUAAAGAAUUGAGAUGUAUGAUGUACGGCUUUGGGGAUGAUCAGAAUCCUUAUACUGAAUCGGUGGACAUCCUGGAGGAUCUUGUCAUAGAAUUUAUCACUGAAAUGACGCACAAGGCCAUGUCGAUAGGACGUCAGGGACGAGUCCAAGUAGAAGAUAUUGUCUUUCUCAUUCGUAAAGAUCCUCGGAAGUUUGCAAGAGUGAAAGACCUGCUGACAAUGAAUGAAGAAUUGAAACGUGCCAGGAAAGCUUUUGAUGAAGCUAAUUAUGGCUCUUAGGUCCACACAGAGGAGCAAAUAGUAUUGCACUUUAGACUAUCUCUGAAACAUGUACCUGAAGCACAAUGUUUCAUCUCAAGAUCGUACUUCAAAUAUCACAAGGUGCCGCAGGGAACUUCAACGUCUACAGCACAGCAGAGAGUCUGAAGAUGGGCCCGACCCGAAACGUCGCCUAUCCUUGUUCUCCACAGGUGCUGCCUGAACUGCUGAGUUACUCCAGCAUCUUGUCUCUUUUUUUGCAGAUUAAUUUCCUUUUUUGUAAUCACAAUGUUAUUGGCUGAGGAAUUGAAUGGAGCAAUCCUUGUAGCUUGGCAUUUAUGUACCUAUCAGGAAACAGUAUAUUAGACAUCGACUGUAAGUUGGUCUGGUCUGGAGCAGUAACUGUUAUGGAAAUCUAAUGCCUUGGCCUUAAUGAAAAACAAAUAGUGUAAUGGAAUUUGAGUGCAAGAAAUAAUUGGACCAGAAAUAAUUCCAUACCCAAUUUAAAGGUAUACAUUCUGUCCAUAAUAAUUUAUAAUAGGACUCUAUUUAUGUAUUUUGGAAUAGAAAGUGACAUUUAACCUUGUGUUGUGAUUGUAACUCCUGCAAGUGAUGCCACAGCACCAUCGCUGAGAUAACGUAUAAAGAGAUUUUGACAGGUUUGCGUUAACGUUUUUAAAAAUAAAUGUGGAUGUUUUCAUGUGUGAUCCUGACAGGAAGUAUGCAUAGGUAAUAGUUGCAGAAAGGCACAAAGCAAAAUAUCACAAGGCAUUUCUUGCGAGGCAUUUCUCCCUGUGACCACAUAGGUUUCCUCCUGAUACUCCGGUUUCCUUCCAUAUCCCAAAAACUUGUGGGUCUGUAGGUUAAUUGGCCUCUAAAUUGCCCCCAGUAUGUAGGGAGUGUAAAGUGGGAUAACAUAGAACUAUUGAGAACGGGUGAUCGAUGUUUAGUGUGGACUCGGUGGGCUGAAGGGCCUGUUUCCAUGCAGUAUCUCUAAACUGAAUCAUGGAGAUUUGUUUUGGAGUGGAUUUGCUUUUUUUUUUAGUAGCUACUUACCUUUUAUAUGGUCCUCGACAUUUUGGGAAAAGUGUUUUGUUUGAAUUUUGGAGCCUUUCCAAAAAAUUCAUAUUGUCGAACCAAUGGGUAAUUGAUGAAAUAAAAACGUACAAGAUAUUGUGCACAUUCAAGUUUA